GUUGAUGUGAUUAAGUUUUAACUUGUUGAUAACUUUUUUUUCAGCUUCCAGUCUCUCACAUUCCUACAAACUUGCAUUCUGCAUCUGCUCCGUCAACUGGAAUCAUGGCUAAUGCAGAAGGUGGCAAGGAACCAAUAAAUGAACAAGCAGUUGCAAAUAUGUAUGCUUCUAUGAGGUCUGAGCUCAACCAAAUUUACUCCAAAAUAACUGAACUGGAGAUGGAAGUCAGUGAGCACACGUUAGUCAUCAAUGCCAUUCAGCCUCUUGACCAAUCUAGACGAUGCUACCGAAUGAUUGGAGGGGUGCUUGUGGAGAGAACCAUCAAAGAGGUCUUGCCUGCUGUGCAGCGAAAUAAAGAUGGUCUUGAAGAGGUUGUUGCAAGGCUUAAUGAGGCACUGGAAAAGAAGAAAAAGGAAAUUACUGAGUUUGAGGCUAAAUAUAAAAUCAGGAUAAGGAAGGCCGAUGCUGAGGUGAAGGAUGAAUCCGGUAGGAAAGAAGGGUCUGCCCAAGGAGUUCUUGUGGGUCCUGCUGGUGGAAGUGAAUGAUUUGUCAAAUUUUAUUGCUGUGUUUCCUCAAACUAUUAGCCAAAACUUCCUGCCUUUACAAUUGGGUGGAGGCAGUACUAUGCUUUGCUUUACAGAGUAUUGACUAAAUUAUUUAUAACUUGAUAUGACCUUCAGUUUAAUUGUUUUGGCUGAAAAAAACUGUUCUUUAUUGCGU
Messenger RNA from Vigna umbellata (rice bean), 720 nucleotides. Lineage: Eukaryota; Viridiplantae; Streptophyta; Magnoliopsida; Fabales; Fabaceae. The record is from RefSeq and is a predicted model, not a curated record.